AUGUCAGCCCCGGUGCCGGAGCCUCCCGCCCUGGUGAGGAGCCCCGAGGCGAGGCAGCGCGGCGGCUGCAAGCCUGGGCACAUCCUCGCUCAGCUGUCUGCAAUCCUGGAGAACCCAGACGUCAAAGCUUUGGAGGUGAAGGGCGAUGCCGCGUUGGACUGGUCCAAGGACAGGCGAGGUGUCCUUAUCCACACCGAGCUGUACGAGGAGGAGAUGGGGAAGAACAAAGAGCUUUACCCGGAGCUGGCGGAUCUCGGCUGUGUCGCGGCACUGCAGGCCUGGCUGCUAGCCUACGGUUUCAAACUCAAGGGCGCAAAGGUCAACUCGCAAGUGCUCCUGUUGCAGCACCCCGAUUUCCGGAGGGCGCAUCCCGCCGCCGAGGAGCCAGGCGCCCUCGGAGGCGAUGCUGGCGCCUCUGCCAAGCAGCAGAAGAAAAGGAAGAGAAAGAGAUGUGUGAGCAGUCUGCGCCCCCCCAGAGGGGCCAGGUCCCAGGACACACUGGGACAACGGCCGCGCCUGCGACCCUUGUACCAGUACAUCAACUUCGACAUGCCAGAGCUGAUGCACCCAUCAGCAGAAGAAGAUGAAGUCCCAGGGCUGGCACAGCCAAGCCAGGUCCCUGCAGCCCCCAGGACGGCAACUGCUCCACAGCUAGAGGAUACCUGGGCCAGCAGCGCUCCGGAGAUCCCAGACCCAGGAGCGGGUGACAAAUCCAUGCAGGUUGAUGUUGAUAGGAUGCUCAGAUACGCAGCUCACCUGGUGCCACCGCUCUUUCCUCAGUAUAAAUAG
Aptenodytes forsteri (emperor penguin) is the source of this 789-nucleotide messenger RNA. It is a transcript of the gene CUNH16orf86, whose product is annotated as chromosome unknown C16orf86 homolog. The transcript is spliced from 5 exons. The coding region runs from base 1 to 789 and encodes 262 amino acids. NCBI's taxonomy places the organism in Eukaryota, Metazoa, Chordata, Aves, Sphenisciformes, Spheniscidae. The record is from RefSeq and is a predicted model, not a curated record.